This is a messenger RNA of Argiope bruennichi, 1011 nucleotides long. Its product is annotated as ERI1 exoribonuclease 3-like. The record is from RefSeq and is a predicted model, not a curated record. Gene Ontology annotation, biological process: exonucleolytic trimming to generate mature 3'-end of 5.8S rRNA from tricistronic rRNA transcript (SSU-rRNA, 5.8S rRNA, LSU-rRNA). Bases 129 to 917 code for a protein of 262 amino acids. The transcript has 7 exons. Gene Ontology annotation, molecular function: nucleic acid binding; 3'-5'-RNA exonuclease activity. NCBI's taxonomy places the organism in Eukaryota, Metazoa, Arthropoda, Arachnida, Araneae, Araneidae.
AAUGAAAAGUCAUUGUUGGUACAAGCAGGUUUAGAAUAAAGUUUAUUUGCGUGUUUGUAAACACUUUUAAGAAUGUAAUUUUUUGACUGAAAUUGAAUGUUCUGUCUUGUUAGAUUGAUCUUAUCGAUAUGCCUGUUUUGAAUUUUAGUUCAUUGUGUAGAUCAAAUUUAUGUUACAGUAAAAUAUUUUCUAGAACUAAGUUUACAAAAACGUUCACUAAGCCAAUAAAUAGCGCACGAAAAAUUCCAAAGCAUUAUAAAAAGCCUCUAUUCGAGCGUGAGCCAAUAGUAUUACCACCUAGAACUCCUGUGAUUCCUAAACAAAAGUUUGAUUACUUUUUAGUGCUGGACAUUGAAGCUACUUGUGAUUAUCCUGAUAAUGUAGAGCCUCAAGAGAUCAUUGAAUUCCCUGUCAUAAAAGUGAAUGCUGAAACUUUUAUACCUGAAGCUACUUUUCAUUCCUAUGUGAGACCAUUUGUUGUACCUCGUUUAUCUACUUUUUGCACUGAAUUGACUGGCAUCAUCCAAGAAAUGAUUGAUCAACAGCCAGAUUUUGAAGUCGUUUUCCAGAAUUUCUUAGCAUGGCUAGAGAAAGAACAAGUUUUAAAACCUGGUGUGAAAUUUGCAUUUGUUACUUGUAGUGAUCCUGAUUUAGAAUACUUUUUUCCAUUACAAUGCAAGAUAUCUGAAAUUGAAGUUCCAGAUUUCAUGAAACGCUGGAUAAAUGUCAAAAGGAGUUUUUGUGAUAUUCCUCCAUAUACUUAUCCCGCCAAUCUAACAACAAUGAUGAAAUGGUGUGAUAUAACACCUGAAGGAGAACUUCAUUCUGGUAUUGAUGAUGCUUUGAAUCUCGUGAAAGUGCUGAAAGAUCUUGCUCAACGAGGGCUUGUUUUCGACUUUAAUGGUUCAAAAGAAUGAAGUUCCUUAAGUAUUCUUAAAAAACUUAGAAUUGUGACUAUUGUGGACUACAUUUUCUUGCUUCCUUUUAAUAAACAGUCAUUUAAUGUGAUAA